AUGAGACCCGCCAUCCAACUGCUCUCAGCCCUGGCCCUUGCCACCACCGCCGCCAUAGCUGGAGACAGCUUGGGCAACAGCUAUGCUGGUGCACCCACCGAUGGCAUUUCAGUAUACGCAGAGAAUGUUUCGCAGUGUGGUACCGCCAACAUCUCAUGGACCGGUGCCAACCCUCCCGUGACACUCGAGAUCGCCGAAGGCGGCUACUACAUCGGCCGCACCUCUGUCGCCAACCUCACCACUGGAAGGAACGACUACUCUACCGAAUGGCUCGUCGACGUCGCCGCUGGGCAGAGCCUCAUCUUUCAGGUCGUCGAUGCGGACGGCAAGACCGGCUACGUCCAAAACAUCAACGUAAGGGACAGCGAUGAUGAUUCGUGUGUCAAGUUUGGAGCAGCAAACAGUUCGAGUAGCGCGGCGGGUAAUGGGACGAGCAAUGGUACGACUGAGAGCUCAGGGACGAGCGGGAAUGACAGUGCCACUGCUGUCGAUUCUGCCAGUACUGCCUCCAGCAGCUCCACUUCCUCCGACUCUGAAUCAACCACUAGCCCAUCGGCCAUCGAAGGCUCGCCUUCGUCGGUCUCUUCAGAGUCCCUCUCGACUGUUGCAUCCACAAGCGCUUCAGCCGAUGCCAACUCCAGCUCCCCCUCGUCUGCAUCUGCCCAAGCUGCAGGCUCUUCAUCCAGCAGUAGCUCAUAUGGGGGCGUCGUCGCCGUCAACGAUUCAUCCAGCACCAACUCUGGCUCUUCUUCAUCCACCUCGUCCACUUCAAGCUCAUCUUCGGCUUCUCGUGUGGCUAUCGGGGGCUGGUCGGUUGUGGGCGCCGUGUUGAGCGCUGUCGUCUUUCUCUGA
This is a messenger RNA of Cryptococcus wingfieldii CBS 7118, 852 nucleotides long. RefSeq lists its product as hypothetical. The record is from RefSeq and is a predicted model, not a curated record. Bases 1 to 852 code for a protein of 283 amino acids. Lineage: Eukaryota; Fungi; Basidiomycota; Tremellomycetes; Tremellales; Cryptococcaceae. The transcript is spliced from 5 exons.